AUGCUCGUCUCAUCUAAAUGCAUCCGAGCCCUUCCCACGCGUUGGAUAGCAUCUCGAUGUCUGCUGCACACCCUCCGAAAUGAGCCUCCACUGCGCAGCAACCAUGUGUUCCCGCGUUCACCUCGCGUUCCGAAUAAUAGGGGCGCGAAAAGGAAAGCCUCUGCCAAGCUCGAUGAGCUCCCUCAAGGCACCAUCCCACUAGAGCCGCUGGCCCUGGAGGAUCAGGAGCCUGCUUUGCCUACCGUGUUGCUUCAAGCGCGUAGUAAUAUGAGGAAAUUUGAAAAUUGUGUGCUACUUACUCGCGUUGGUGGGUUUUAUGAGUUGUACUUUGAGCAUGCGGAUGAGUUUGGGCCGCUGUUGAAUUUGAAAGUUGCGCCGAAGAGUACGGGUCCUAGGACGAAUCCUGUUAUUGUUUCAAUGGCCGGCUUUCCAUUUUUUCAGCUAGACAGAUAUCUCAAGAUUCUUGUUCAAGAUUUAAAUCGAUAUGUUGCUAUUGCUGAGGAAUUUCGAAAUGACCCUUCCGGAAAGGUUAAAGCUGGAGGGUUGUUGAAUGAUAGGAAGGUCACGCGGAUCAUUACCCCUGGGACCUUGAUUGAUGAGAAUUUCAUGGAUCCUUUUACGAAUAACUAUGUUCUUGCUAUUCAUGCUGGAGAUAAUUCUCAAGAGCUGUCACAAGAUCAAGAAAUGGAAAAUGAUCCACCCAUUUCUCCUCAACAGUCCGACAUUCCUGUAGGCCUUGCUUGGCUGGAUUUAUCAACUGGUCAUUUCUUCACUCAAUUUACAACAUUAUCGUCCCUCCCAUCUUUCCUUUCACGGAUAGGACCUCGAGAGAUUGUGUUAGAUGAAGAUCUCCAAGCAUCUAAAGACCACGGGAUUUUUACCGUCCUUGCAGAAGACCGUCAUCUCAUCACCUAUUGCAAUCCCCCAGAGGUAAAGUCCAUCAAAGACUGGUCUCCUAUGCUGGAAUCACCAAUAACUACACGGAUCGCCAACGACUUCACCCCCGAGGAAGAGGCUGCUGGCAGUACACUCCUUCAGUAUAUUGGAGAGAGACUGCAAGGUUCGAAUACGAAGCUGCAACCUCCUACCAGACAGCUAGACAUGAUGGCCAUCGACAAGAACACCAUGCGAGCUUUGGAGAUCAAAAAGACCAUGCGAGAUGAUUUGACUACGGGCAGUUUGUUACAUGUAAUCAGACGGACUGUUACAAAAGGUGGUGCAAGGUUACUGGAUAACUGGCUAAGCUCGCCCUCAACAUCUCUGGACGUGAUAAAUUAUCGUCUGGAACUUGUCACCCACAUGUUACAUGAUGAACUACUCCGGGAACGUAUCAUUAUUCUCCUCAAGAGGAGUUAUGACUCUCAUCGCCUAUUGCAGAAAUUCGCAUUCGGUCGAGGCGAUCCAGACGACAUGUUAGGUCUAGCUAGCACAGUACAUGCAACGCAGGAACUGGUGACUACUCUCAUCCAAGAUAGUAGUGAAGAAGAUUGCAUCCGAAAUAUGGCUGCUCGAAUUAACCUUGACGGCCCUAGUGAACUCGCCAGCCGGAUCAAAGCAGCUAUCGACGAGGAAGGAAUCGUACAACAGCAUAUGAUGGAAGAUGGAGAAGUCGGGGACAUACAAGCUCUUGCAGAAGCCAUCGUUACCUCGGAAGGAUCAAGAGAAGAUGCCAACAUCCUACCGAAAAAGAAAAAGAAGCCAACAGGCCUCAGGGAGUACUACUCCGACGACAACGAAGCUUGGAUCAUGAAACCAGUAGCUAGUCCGACUCUGGAGGGUCUCCACAAAGACCUAGCAAAACUAGGAACUGAAAAAGCAACCCUCGCCGAAGAUCUUAAAACCCGUCUCGAAGCCUCAACUCUCACCCUUCGCUUCACCCCCGGACUCGGCCACAUCUGCCACGUCAAGGGCAAAGACAUCAAACGCGACCUCGCCGAAGGCCGCCGAGUUAGCUCCAGCAGAAGCACCAGCUCGUUCCACCACCCGGAAUGGACAAACCUAGGAGGUCGCCUCGACCGCUGCCGAGACCGCAUCCGUGCUGAAGAACAGCGCGUGUUCCGCGACCUUCGUGAGCACGUAAUCCACAACAUCGUCAAGCUCCGCCGCAACGCAGUCGUGCUCGACGAACUGGACAUCGCCAGUUCCUUCGCCACAUUGGCUGCUGAAAAGGGCUGGACGCGCCCGAUUCUCAAUAAUAGCACUACGCACAAGAUUAUAGGAGGAAGGCAUCCUACGGUAGAAGGAGGCUUGGAAGUCGAGGGCAGGACGUUCACUACAAACGACUGUUUUGUCGGUGAUUCUCAGAAGAUAUGGCUUGUCACAGGUCCGAAUAUGGCAGGCAAGAGCACGUUCCUACGCCAGAACGCACUCAUCACCAUCCUCGCCCAAGUCGGUUCCUACGUGCCCGCCUCAUAUGCAGAACUCGGCAUCGUGGACCAGAUAUUCAGCCGGGUGGGGUCAGCAGAUAACCUGUACCGGGACCAAUCGACGUUUAUGGUGGAGAUGUUAGAGACGGCUACGAUACUUAAACACGCGACGCCGCGUUCGUUUGUGGUUAUGGAUGAGAUAGGACGGGGCACGACACCUGCCGAUGGGACGGCGGUUGCUUUUGCAUGCUUGCAUCAUUUGUACCAUGUGAAUAAGUGCAGGACGUUGUUCGCGACGCAUUUUCAUGGGCUGGCGGAUAUGGCACGGGAAGAGGACAUGCAGGGGGUAGGGUGCUAUUGUACGGAUGUAGAGCAGAAUGGGGCGGCUUUUAGGUAUGUGCAUAAGUUGAGAGAGGGGGUUAAUAGGCAGAGUCAUGCGCUUAAGGUUGCGAGGUUGGCUGGGCUGCCAGAGGAAGCUAUUGUUGUUGCUAGGAAGGUGUUGGAGAGAAAUGGGGGAUCUGUAUGA
Lachnellula hyalina is the source of this 2892-nucleotide messenger RNA. It is a transcript of the gene msh1, whose product is annotated as MutS-like protein. Gene Ontology annotation, cellular component: nucleus. Gene Ontology annotation, biological process: mismatch repair. The record is from RefSeq and is a predicted model, not a curated record. Lineage: Eukaryota; Fungi; Ascomycota; Leotiomycetes; Helotiales; Lachnaceae. Bases 1 to 2892 code for a protein of 963 amino acids. Gene Ontology annotation, molecular function: ATP-dependent DNA damage sensor activity; ATP binding; mismatched DNA binding. The transcript has 3 exons.